Messenger RNA from Prorocentrum cordatum, 1284 nucleotides. NCBI's taxonomy places the organism in Eukaryota, Dinophyceae, Prorocentrales, Prorocentraceae. The record is from the annotation of a GenBank genome assembly.
GGCGGCAGCGCGGCCGUGCCCUCGCCCGAGCUGCCGAGCGCGGGCUCCGCGCUGCACGCGUCGGGCGCCUGCCGGCCGUGCGGCUGGUUCUGGAGGGCGGGCGGCUGCCAGAACGGGCGCGGGUGCCGCCGGUGCCACCUGUGCCCGGAGGGCGAGCUGAAGACCCGGAAGAAGGCGAAGCACACGCUCUUCCGCCUGGGACUGGCGACCCCAAAGGUCGCUGCGGGCAAGGACCAGGAGACGUCAGAGCCCCGCCGCGUCAGGUUCAUGGAGGAGGAGGAGGAGGAGGAGGAGGAGGAGGAGGACGAGGAGGAGGAGGAGGAGGAGGAGGAGGAGGAGGAGGAGGAGGCGGAGGCGGAGGAUCAGUCCCCGCUGGUGGCAGCUGCCCCGAGGUCGUGCCUGUCCCGCCCGGCCUGCAGCCGCCGCCGGAGACCCCCAGCCACGGCUCGACCCUGCACCGGGCCGGCGCCUGCCAGCCGUGCGCGUGGUUCUGGAAGCCGGGCAGCUGCCAGCAGAGCCUCGAGUGCAGCUACUGCCACCUCUGCCCCGCGUCGGAGCUCAAGGACCGCAAGCGGAGCAAGCACGCGCAGAUGCGCCUGGGCCUCGUCACCCCGAGGGUGCGGCCGGCGAAGGGGGCGCCCGCCCGGGGCGGCGGCGACUCCGCCCUCAGCGCCGACGCCCCAGAGUUCACGCCCGCCUUCCUGGGCCCGGCGGCCCUGCGCAUGGGCCUCGCCACGCCGAAGGCCCCGCGGCCCCCUCGGCUGGGAGCCCGGUUCUGGCCAGCAGGAAGGGGUGCACUGGUCGAUCCAUAUGUUCGGAGCACGAGUUGCUGUCGAGAAGUGUCUUCGACUGACUCUGGAGAUUUUGUGGCAGCUUGGGGGCCUUGCAAGGCACAGAACUGCAGUACGUACAGUAAGGACGCUCGGAGAGUUCGUGAUGAGCCUGUUUUCCACCACCACCAUCAGUUGGAAGUUGGAUGGGGGAAUGAGGAGGAGGAGGAGGAGGCGGAGGAGGAGGAGGAGGAGGAGGAGGAGGAUGAGGAGGAGGAGGAGGGGGAGGAGGAGGAGGAGGAGGAGGACCACCUUCUCCAACGUAUGGUGGUGGUGGUGGUGGUGGAAAACGCGCCCAUCACAACGGGGGGGAGGGGAGCCUUUUCUUUUCUUUUUGGGCCUCCUUGAGGCUACUCGUCGCCCUGGCUGGGCGCGGCGGCUCGAAGAACUGGUGCGCUUGGACCGCCGCCCUGAGGACCAGGGCGUCUACCAUGCGCGCCGUAUGUACUCUUAA